Molecule: messenger RNA, 3889 nt
Organism: Cephus cinctus (wheat stem sawfly)
Lineage: Eukaryota; Metazoa; Arthropoda; Insecta; Hymenoptera; Cephidae
Gene: Sidpn
Product: transcription factor HES-1
Exons: 3
Coding region: 1298-2620 (440 amino acids)
Biological process (GO): regulation of neurogenesis; regulation of transcription by RNA polymerase II; anterior/posterior pattern specification
Cellular component (GO): nucleus
Molecular function (GO): DNA-binding transcription factor activity, RNA polymerase II-specific; RNA polymerase II cis-regulatory region sequence-specific DNA binding; protein dimerization activity
Source: RefSeq, a predicted model, not a curated record
CUCACAGUCCGUCACCGCCGCCCGUGGUGCGAGCACGCGGACGCUCUAUCGCCUUGAGAGACAGAGAUACACACUAGCUGUAUUAUACUCUUGGCAUAUACGCGCGACAUCCUUUCUGCAUUUUAGCCACUCGAGCGAUUCUCCCGGCUCUCAGUAAAUAUACGGGAAAAUAUCCAAGACGUAUGCGGAAGGGUCGUUCAGUGUGGAUUCGUCGUGAAGAUUUGACAGCUCGUUCUAGUUUUUCUUUUGGAUUACGCUCUUAGCCAAUAUCUCGGCGACAGUCUGCGCCUCUCGCGGGGCAGACUUUCAAAACGGAGGGAUAGACUGAUACUUUUCCCGCCUUCUGUCAGCAGACGUGAAUACAGACAUUUCCUUUAUUGUUAGUGGUGACUCCCACGGAUGGACCUUGACAUUCGAGUACGUGCUAAUAUCACGUCGUUACCAGCAAGCAGUACUGACGUUAUCUUGGAUACUUGUAUUUAGUAUCCUUCUCCGUGAGACUGUCUCGGUUACUUGUAAUUACAGUGCUAAUAAACUGUGCACCCAAGAUCACCGUGUAAUUUCAUAUCGUUGAGUCUCUUGGAUGGUGAUAAGGAAUUUUAUUUCUCGACCAAGGAACGAUAUCUUUAAGCAUACCCUGUCCUGCACGACCUUGUCAACCCUCUGCGUCUAUCUCCAAGUAUACUCAGUGACUCGGUCUCAAGUUACACGACACGUGCGAACCUUUCUAACUUCACAUCGUGCUCGGGCACGUAUGUAACCUAUGCACGUACGGGAGUGACAAGUGGUCGACCGAAGGCGUGAUACCCACGUGGCGCCACAAAGUUGCGUCCGCGGUUUGAACUUUUGCGUACUUCAAGUGUGGCAGUGUGUGCGUGUCUGCCUUGCUAGGGUGAUGUAAACAAACAAGAAAAAAAGGAACAAUAUUAUCGACAGAGAACAGUGAUAUCAAUUCAAAUUGUAAACCCGUGACAGUGUUGGUGAGUCUCGACGUGUCUGUGACAAGUUAAGAGUACACGUGGUUAGUGACUAAAGUUUUUGAGCAAAACUUAUAUACCUUUUUCAAAGUGUCACAAUUUUGUGGUACGCAGAUACAAAGGAAGUUCUUUAUAUGGAACUGAUGCUCUAGAGACUGAAAAGCAACAAUCCUCCUGGUAGUACGGUGGUGAAAUCGGUGACCCGUCGUAAAAUUCGUAGCACGUUAAGGGCUACCGAAACGCAAUGCUGAGAGUCUCAGCUGUUCAAAUAGGAAGGGUGAAGCGAUCGUCCUUGUCGAAGGCCGCGUCGGCCUGCUAAAAUGACUGCGCGUCUACACUCGCUCAGGCACCAGGAGAAGAAAUCCGCUAGUGGAAGUCACAGACAACAUCAGCAGCAGCAACAGCAACAUCAGCAAUCGAUUCAUCAGGGACCAAGUCCCGCGCCUAGUCCCAGCCCCAGUCCCAGCCCGAGCCCAAAACAUUCGGACGGACGUAGAGCUAACAAACCACUGAUGGAAAAGCGACGAAGAGCGAGGAUCAAUCAGUCGCUGGCAGCGCUGAAGGCGCUGAUCCUUGACAGCGCCCGGUUGGAAAAUACGAAGCACAGUAAACUGGAGAAGGCGGAUAUCCUAGAGUUGACCGUGAGACAUCUCCAGAGGCAGAGGUCCCUGGCCCAACCUGGACUCUCUAGGUACAAGGCCGGUUAUCAGGACUGUUCCAGAGAGGUCAGUCGCUACCUCGAUGCGCCGGAUAUAAUAACUGGCAAUACUAGUCCCAUGGAUCCAGCUGUCAAGCAGAGGCUACUUCGACAUCUGGACAGUUGCGUAUCCGAAUUGGAUUUGGAUCUUGGUUCCCGACCUGAUAGUGGUCUCGGUAGCAGUCCCGGAAGCGUUACGGACAGAGUGACCGGUGCCACGAGCCCAGGUCCCCUGGAUCAUCAUGCCCCGCCGACGCCUCACUGCAGCACGGCGCUUAAUACGGCACUGAUAAAGUCCGAGAUACCGGAAAUGGACGCCACCAGACCGGACAGUAGUACAACGGCUGGGGACGAGAACAACAACAGCAGUAGACCCACCUCGGCGUUCAGUCAAGUAAAUCCAACUGGCAUGGAACAUCAUCCGGCUGGGAUGCCAGGUGAUCAGGCGUCUACGUCGCAGCAGAAUCCGAAUAUGCUGUCCGUGGUCCAGGUGAUACCAUCUCGGCUACCGGACGGCCAGGUCGUGUUCCUCUUACCUAGUCACUAUGUCCAAUUGGCUGCGGCUGCAGCAGCCAAUGGCAUCAGCAUCGGGCCCAAUCCGCCUACCGCCAUUUGGGCCGCGACCAAUAUGUCCCUUCUCAAGGCUACGGAUAAACUCGCCAAGAGGCCCCACGACGAGCUCCCAGAAUGGUCCGAAGGUGCCAAGCCCAGCAAGAGUCCCAGGAUGGAUCAGCCUGAGCAACCGUUGGACUUUACCACGUCGAAGAAGCUGAAGUCUACGAGGAUGACGGGUCUCGAGGGUGCUCAAGUGUCGCGGGGUCAGGUGGAUCCUCAGGACGAGAGGCCGGCGAGUCAUGCGGGUAGCGAGGGUGUCAGGAUGCCAUCUCCGUCUCCGAUUGGGCCUCAGCCCGUCAAAGACGAAGAGGGCAUGUGGAGACCCUGGUAAAGCUUACGCAGCCGUGAGAACACUGUACAAAGUCAGUCUCUGAGAGACGUCCAACUGAGGUUUCAAGUUAAUGAUGAAAAGUCACAUUAAAAGAGUAUAUGAAUUCGAAUUCGAGAUGAAGACACUGUUUUCCUUUUUGAGUAUCUUCCAGGGACUAUUCAUCUCGCGGAUCCCACCUCUUCGAUACCGAUCCGUAUCUCGAAUUCGAAUUUUCGUAUAAUUGUAAUCCGAUUGGCGGGGAGACGAGCCUGAAUGCCAAAGUAGUAUGAGAGGCAAUAAACCUUGUAAAAUACAUUACGCCUAAUUAAAAGUCCAUUUUUUCAACGCGUUCGAUGUUCACCUCGAGAUAAAAGAAAAAUAUGAAAAAAAAAAAAAAAUACCAAUUGUCACUUCCUAUUAACGAGCACGAGGGAUCCUUAAUUCUGGCAAAGAUCCAAUAUCUCGGAAGAAGAUGAAUUAUCGGAGGAAUAAAUAAAAUCAAGGUCACAGGAAAUCCAAAAUCUUAUAUUAAACACGUGAAAUCUUUCAGAAUUAACGAUCCUCGCAUAAUCAUACGUGAGAAGAAAAGCGUCACGAAAGGAUAUCUAUAGAUAGAGAGCGACAGAGGCAUGUAUCUAUUAUAUAAUUGUAUGUAUGUAAAUGGCAAAGAGAGCGAAUAAGAGAGAGGGAGAGAGAGAGAGAGAGUGAGAUUGAGAAAAAGAUAUAAACAAUAAAGAAAAAUUGAUGUCUCUACGAUACAUUACGAGAUAAAAGUAUGAUUGUCAAUAUCUGAACGCGCGAAGAGUGUAUAUGAGAGAUUUAAGAUGAAAGCACCUGUAUUUUUAGUCCGUCACUUUGUACAUAGUAAAAGAGAAAACCCGGUCCAUCGUCGAAACUAUUGCUAUUACGAGAUAUAGAUUUAUUUUGAUGUUAUCUAGGUAUAUGCGAUAUAAGAGACACACGCGCAAUUCCGCGAUCGUGCGAGCGAUAGACGCGUGAGCUUGUAAUUACGAGGAUAGAGGCGAUGAUGAUGAUGAUGAUAAUGAUGAUGAUGAUGAUGAUUAUGAUAAUGAUGAUGAUGAUGACGAGGACGAAGAGGAGAGAAUUUCGCGAAAAGAGAAGGAAAAAGUAAAAUAUAAUGAAAAAAAGAAAAAUGAAUAAAUGGAACCAUCACCACUACUACCACCACAUCACCACCUAACUAUGACUAUAUUGCUAAAUAUCUUGGGAUCUGAUUCCGUAUUCAAUGUACUUAGUUACGCAGUCAAUAUACUCAUAUAUUGAUCUGUA